Molecule: messenger RNA, 2191 nt
Organism: Pygocentrus nattereri (red-bellied piranha)
Lineage: Eukaryota; Metazoa; Chordata; Actinopteri; Characiformes; Serrasalmidae
Gene: ccdc69
Product: coiled-coil domain containing 69
Exons: 9
Coding region: 159-1100 (313 amino acids)
Cellular component (GO): nucleus; cytoplasm
Molecular function (GO): microtubule binding
Source: RefSeq, a predicted model, not a curated record
UGCUGCUGCUGCUGCGCGUUCACGUCCCUCAAUCACGAGCCGCAGAGUUUCAGUCUCUCCGAGUUGGUGUUGAGGGGCUCAUGCUGAAAGAGCAGUAGUCUGAGCAGCUCUUCUGCCUCACACGCCGAGCUUCGAGCCAGGAGGCCAGGCAGAAAGGCAUGGGGUGUCACAACAGUAAGAUGUGUGUCCACGUCCGGCAGAAAAAGAAAAACAAAGCAAAAAAUGAUAUACAUCUAAAGGAGAGCGGCGCUGCUCAGGAUGGAAGUGGAAAGCUCCCUGUGGAAGAGCAGAACACAAGCCCGGAGACACUGCUGGAAAAGUAUGAACAGCAGCUAAAAGUUCUGCAUGCAGUUCUGGCAGGGUCAGUUAAAGAGCGAGAACAGCUCCUGAAGGACCAUCAGCAAGAAGAACUCUGCAUGCUUGUCCAAAGAAUCAUUGAGAAGGUGAGCAACGAGAUUGCUUCUGAGCUCAGUGCUCUUCAUGAGAAGCAGAUGAAGACCUCCUCAGAGCAGCACCAAACAGAGGCAGAAGAGAAGCAGCGUGCACACAAUGAAGAGAAGAAUGCUUUAAAGGAAGCACACAUGGCAGCUGAAAGUGCUCUGAAGGGGCAGAUUGAAGCACUAAUGGCAGACUUGAAGCUGUUCACAGAGUUAAAGCAGCGAGUGAAGGAGUCCACGCUGAAGAGAGACCUUCAGAGAAACAUAGAGACUCACGGCAGUCCUGGUGCAUUCUGGGAGCAGGAGCAGGAGAGUCUGCUAAUCGUCAUAGAGAUGAAGAGGGAGCGUUUACAGGAGCAGGGAAGCAAGCUGCGGCAGAUGGAGGCACUGGUUGAAAAGAACCUUGCUCUGGAGGACCAGGUCUUGCAGGUUUUGCAGCAGAACGAGGAUCUGAGAGUUCGGAUAGACAACUAUCAAACACUAAUACAUCAACUGUCCAAAGAGCAGAAUGAGCUGCAGGAGGCACUGGAGAAGCAAACCCUGCAGACGCAAAAGCUCAGUCAGGAAAAAGAGGAGCUGCUCUUUAAACUCCUCAGCAAACAAGGCUCAUGUUCCUCUUUUCACACACCAGCCAUUGUCCCUGCAGGAGUGUCUCCCAGCUGACUUGGCUGGCCAGCUCACAGACUGGAUUGGACUUAACCCACCAAAGCCUGGUAUUGACCUUCAGAAUUUUGCAACCUGUGCCUCACUUUGACCCUGCUGCUGUUGGUUUAUAUCCCAACAGCUGUUUUCAGGAAGCAGUGGUUAUUAUUGUAUGAUGAAGCUGACUUGCAACGUGAGUGUUUGAAUCUUCUCUGAAAGAUAAAUGUUACCGUGUCUUUAGAAACUGAUGACAUUUUUGUACUGUAGAUUUUUCUUUUUUUUUAUGUGAUGAUCUGUUCCCUUUUGGAAUAGCAGUGAAUCUAAAACAGAAUUUAUACUGUGUACAUUUUAGUUUCUUUUAAAAUAUGCUAACCUAUUGGAGAUUUUAUUGCCAGAUUGUUUAUGGUAUUCAGCAUUAACACAGAAAUUAAUUUUUCAAUUGACAGUUAUUCCUACUCCAAAGACAAUCAUCAAUUUUUCUUUUUUGUCUCACAUUUGUAGCAGCCGCAAGCACUUGUAUGGUUUUAUUUUUUUGUUGUUUUCAGAUGCACUGGCACUUUUACAGCAGUAUUUUCAUAUGUGUGUGUAUAUAUAGACAAGGGAGAGUGUGGGCCUCUGGAUCUUGUUGGCAAGAAUGGUUUGUUUGUGUGUUACACCUUUUAAAUGUGUCAUUUCUGGGCACCCUGAUCUCGUAAUAAUAGAAACAUGACUGGUGAAUCACUGGAGAAAAUCACAGAUUUGUGAAUACAUGAAUUUCAGUGGGAGACAACCUCAUGUUUCGAAAGAUGUGUGUGCACAGCAGCCUUGGGCAAAUGCUAGAGGAUUGCUGCUCAUUUGCUACUAUUUUAGUUUCCUACUGUGCAGCAGUGUAGGAAUGAACAGGACAGUUGUUACCUUUUGCUCAGAAUGGCCGUUUUGAGUGUUUGCUUGUGUUUUCUUUUUUGUUCUCCUGUCGCCAAUUUCUCUCUCCUUGUACUCAUGUAACCAAUUUUUAUGUUCUGUUGUAUGUUGGGUUUUUUUUUAAACCACUGAACACGUGCCUUUUGCUUGGGGCUUUCCAAAGAAAAGUAAGCCGCAAUAAAAGCUGCAUCUGGGGUAUUUGUGAAAUGCGU